Messenger RNA from Closterium sp. NIES-67, 696 nucleotides. Lineage: Eukaryota; Viridiplantae; Streptophyta; Zygnematophyceae; Desmidiales; Closteriaceae. The record is from the annotation of a GenBank genome assembly.
AAAAAUGGGUAUCCGGGAGGCGAAGGUGGCUGUGCUCGACAAUCUGGGGGCACCAAAAGAUAAGGGAGUGCUGAGAGCACUCCUGGGGUUCCUGAACGACUACCGACGCUUCAUCCCCAAUUUCAGCAAGAGAGCUCAUCGGCUAAACCAGCUGCUAAGGGAGGGGCAAGCCUGGAAGUGGGAACCGAAAGAGGAGCAGGCAAGAAGGGAUCUGCUAGAGGCCAUCAAAGCAGGAACGGUGCUGCAGCUGCCAAGGAGAGACGAACCGUUCACGCUUAACACGGACUGGAGCAGCAUGGGCAUGGGAGCAGUAUUGUGUCAUGAGGUGGAGGGAGAAGAGCGAGUGGUGGCCUAUGCCAGUCGAAGCUGCACAGCAACAGAAGCCAACUAUAGUUCAUACGAAGGGGAAGGACUGGUAGCUGUGUGGGGAGUAACACACUUCAGGGCCUACCUGCAAGGGCAGAGAUUCACGCUGAUAAUAGACCACCAGCCACUCUUAUGGCUGAUGACCAACAGAUCCCUGACGGGGCGGAAUGCCCGGUGGGCGAUGCGACUGCAAGAGUAUGAUUUCAUCAUCAAACAUCACGCAGGAAAGACGCUACAGCAUGCGGACGGGCUGUCCCGGAAUCCACCCCCAGCACUCUGCUUCGCAGGACGACAAAGAGACGGACGAUGAGCGUGUAGAUCGCCAGCUGA